Phascolarctos cinereus (koala) is the source of this 3259-nucleotide messenger RNA. RefSeq lists its product as uncharacterized. The record is from RefSeq and is a predicted model, not a curated record. Gene Ontology annotation, molecular function: DNA-binding transcription factor activity, RNA polymerase II-specific; RNA polymerase II cis-regulatory region sequence-specific DNA binding. Lineage: Eukaryota; Metazoa; Chordata; Mammalia; Diprotodontia; Phascolarctidae. Gene Ontology annotation, biological process: regulation of transcription by RNA polymerase II.
AGCAGCUGUUCCAGUGAGCUUUUGGGGCCUGGGAGAAGUCAGAGCGACCCCGCCAGUCCAGGUGUCCAACCCCUAAACUCGACUCCCCGCAGCGUGAUUGGGUCCGGCGUGAUCUGGCAGCAGUGGUCAGAUGAUAUUACUGGUGCUUCUGGGUCUCCCCAGCCGACCAUGAUGAAUUUCUACCUACAGUAUACAUCAGGGAUGUCUGUAGGUGUUCAACUUGAAAGGAAAUGACUCCUUGCUAAGAAUACAGAUUUGAAGUCCCUCAUGAUUGUCUCCAAUGGAAAGAUGCUGACCCUGAAUAAGAUGAUGACUCUAAGUCCCCAAAUCCUGGAUGUAUAUGAACAAGAUAGAUUACUGAGAGCAGAUGCCCCCAAGGAAAGGGUAACCAUUCUAGGAAAAGAGAAAUUUAACCAUGAGGCUUCUCGCCAGAACUUCAGAUUUUUCCCGUACCCAGAGAAAGCUGGACCCCGUGAGGCUGUGAACCAGCUCUGGGAACUCUGCCUUCAGUGGCUGAGGCCAGAGAUUCACACAAAGGAGCAGAUCCUGGAGCUGCUGGUGCUGGAGCAAUUCCUGACCAUCUUGCCCAGUGAGAUCCGGAUUUGGGUGAAGUCACAACAUCCAGAGAACAUUGAGGAGGUGGUCACUAUGGUGGAGGAUUUGACCCAGAUGCUUGAGGAAGAAGCUCUCUGUUCUCAAGAUUCUGUCCUUCCCCAAGAGGGAGACAGAGACAGAGAAAGAGAAGGAAUGCUGACUGUGAUCCCAAUAAGCAGAUCUCAGAAAUCAGUGACAUUUAAGGAUGUGGCUCCAGAUUUUACCUGGGAAGAGUGGGCACAACUGAACCCUGUUGAACAGGCCCUCUGCAGAGAAGUGCUACUGGAAACUUAUAGGAACCUAGUUUUUCUUGGUCUUUCAGCAACCUCCAAACCAGAUGUUAUCUCUCAGUUGGAAGAUGGAAAAGUUCCAGGGAUGUUGGGUAGUGAAACUCCAAAAGGCACCAGUUCAUAUUGGAACACUGUGCCUAAAGCCAAAGAUUCAGUUACAAAAUGGGACACUUUUGCAAAAGAAUCAUCUCAGAGGGUGAUAAUGGAAAGAUCCACAAGGCAUUGCUGUUGGCACUCUGAACUGGGAGAAUCCUUUAUACAUUAUGAUACAUUAGUAAGGCAACACAUCCACCAGGAGAAACUGGUAAAGCAAUCAACAAUCACAUCUCAACAAAUAUCAAGUAAGGAAAGAAGCUUUGAAAGAAAUGAAUUUGGGAAAAACUUCAGUCUAAGGUCAAUCCUAGUUACACAGGAGAGAGUUCCUACAGUAAAGAGUCUUUGUAAGUGUCAUAUGUAUGGAAAGAGCUUCAAAAAUGAUUCGUACCUAAUUAAGUGCCCAAGGAUCUAUGCAGGAAAGAAAUCUUUUAAGUAUACUGAAUGUGGGAAAACCUUCAGCCAGAUUUCACAAUUUAAUCUUCAUCAGAAAAUUCAUUCAGAAGAGAAACCCUAUAAAUGUAAUGAAUGUGGAAGAGCCUUCACCAAGCGGGCAAAUCUUACUCAACAUCAAAAAAUUCAUUCUGGAGAAAAACCCUAUAAAUGUAAUGAAUGUGGGAAAACUUUUAAUAAACGAGCAAACCUUACUCAGCAUCAGAAAAUUCAUUCUGGAGAGAAACCCCAUAAAUGUAAUGAAUGUGGGAAAGCCUUCUCCAUCAGAUCACAUCUUACUCAACAUCAGAGAAUUCAUUCUGGAGAGAAACCCUAUAAGUGUAAUGAAUGUGGGAAAGCUUUUACUCAGAAGACACACCUUAAUAAACAUAAACAUACUCAUAUUGGAGAAAAGCCAUUUAAAUGUACUGAAUGUGGAAAAGCAUUCAGUCUAAUUUCACAACUUAAUCUUCAUCAGAGGAUUCAUUCUGAAGAGAAUCCCUAUAAAUGUAGUGAAUGUGGUAAAGCCUUCACUGUCAGAUCACGGCUUGCUGAACAUCAAAGAAUUCAUGCUGGUGAAAAACCUUAUAAAUGUAACGAGUGUGGGAAAGCUUUUACCAAGCGGGCAAACCUUACUCAACACCAGCAUAUUCAUGUUGGGGAGAAACCAUUCAAGUGUAAUGAAUGUACAAAAGCCUUUAGCUAUAUUUCACAAUUUAAUCUUCAUCAAAGAAUUCAUUCUGGAGAGAAGCCAUAUAAAUGUAGUGAAUGUGGGAAAGCCUUCACCAAGCGGGCAAAUCUUAAUCAACAUCAGAAAAUUCAUUCUGGAGAGAAACCCUAUAUAUGUAGUGAAUGUGGGAAAGCCUUCACCAUCAGGUCUCGCCUUACUCAGCAUCAUAGAAUUCACUCUGGAUAGAAAUCCUGUAAAUGUAAUCCAUUUGGGAAAGCCUUUCCCACCAGGUCUCAUCUUACUUAACAUCAAAGAAUUCACAUUAUAGAGUAACAUUAUUAAAAAUGCAGAUGAUCAGAAAGGUCUCUGUUGUGUGGCAGUAGUAUGACCUGAGAACAUACUCCUCAGCAUCAAAGGAGGUGUAUUGAAUAUUGAACUUCAUAAAUUUAAUGACUAUUCUAAUCUUUAGCCAGAGUUCAUUUCUUUCUUGAAAUCACAGAAUAUCAAAAUUUGUAACAUGAAUUCAUUUCAUUUAAAAACAAAAACCUAAGAACUGGAAGGGACCACCAGAAUCAUCCAAUUUAAGCAAUAACUGAUCAAGAAUACCUUCUGUAACAUUCCUAACAAGUGAUUAUCCAGACUGUGUGAAGACCUACAAUGAAGGAAAACCUUCCAAAGCAACCCAUUCCCCUUUUGGAAUAGCUCACAUCAUUAAAUUUUUCCUUCCAUGAAACCUAAAUCUGAGUUUUUGCAACUUCUAGUCAUUGCUCCUAGUUGUCUCUCAGGCCAAGUGAAACAAUGUGAUAAUUGAUUAGCAAGGGCUUUGUCCUGGUUCUUCUACUUUCUCUCCAUUCUUUUUCAGAUAUCUCAUCAACUACCAUAGCUUCAAUCAUUAAGCUACAUGAUAGGCCUUCAGAUAUUUAAAGACAGCUUUCAUGUUUGCUUUGUCUUUUUGUUCUUCAGGUCAAACCUUCCCAUUUACUUCAGUUCUUAUUUGGCAUGUUAUCCUGUCCUCCCACUGUCCUGAUCACAUUCUUCUGGAGAUGUUAAAUUUGUUUAUGUCUUUUCUAAAAUGUGGUACUUGAGAUGAGGCCUGACUGGGAUAGAAUGUAGUGGAACUAUUAGCUUCCUCAUCUGAGAUAUUAUUUCACUCUUAAUGAAGCUUUUUAUUGCCAAGGCA